Molecule: messenger RNA, 1476 nt
Organism: Tilletiopsis washingtonensis
Lineage: Eukaryota; Fungi; Basidiomycota; Exobasidiomycetes; Entylomatales
Product: FAD-linked oxidoreductase
Exons: 5
Cellular component (GO): mitochondrion
Molecular function (GO): FAD binding; proline dehydrogenase activity
Source: RefSeq, a predicted model, not a curated record
CGGCCACUCGCAAGCUCGCCGCGCGACGAGCUUGUGCGCGCCUACUUCAUCUGGAGCGCCGUUGGCGUGCCUUAUCUUGUCGACUUUGCGCCGGGCCUGCUGGCAUGGGCGAGAUCAUCUUCACUGCCGGGCGUGGCUGCGAUGACUGACUGGAUCGUUCGCAAGACCUUCUUCGCUCAUUUCGUCGGCGGCGAGACAGUCGAGGCCACGCUGCCUCUGCUGGACUCGCUCGCUCAGCGUCACACUGGGGUCAUUCUGAACCACUCCUGCGAAGUCGACUCGCACCAUCGCGCUGCAGAGGCCCGCGCCACUGUGCACGCCGCGUUGAUCACUUCGCUCCUGCACUCGAUCGACGUCGCCUCCAGCUCUUCCUCAUCCGCUGCAGAGGUCGGCAGCGUCAGCAUCGCGAUCAAGCUCUCCGGUCUGCUGUCAUCGCCUGCGGUCUUCGAGCGCGUCAGCGCAGCGAUUGUGCCUCGCGAGCACUUCUCUCUGCCUCCUGCGCCGGCGCCACCGGCGGGCGUCGGCGGCGGCAGUUUGAGUGUUCCGCUUGCGGCGCUCGAUGCGGCAGAUGCCAGCGCGCUCAAAGAGCUGUGGGAAGCGCUGAGAGGCGUAGCGAGGCAUUCGCGAAAGAAGAACGUCAGACUGCUGAUAGACGCCGAGUACUCGUGGUAUCAGCCUGCCAUCGAUGCCCUGUACGAGGCCUUGGCCUGCGAGUUCAACUCGCUGUCCGAUCAGCAAGCUUCUCAACCGCUCCUCUUCAACACAUAUCAGACGUACCUCAGACGCACGCCUUCCCACCUCGCGGCCUCGCUCGAGCGUGCAAGACGCGGUGGCUACGCUCUCGGCGUCAAGCUUGUGCGCGGCGCCUACGUGGAUAUCGAAAAUGCCGCCUGGCGCACACACGUCGUGCAGCCUCCGCCGGCGGGACAUCACCGUGACGAGAAGGCAGUGGCGAAGGAAGAGCGAGGCAGUCCGGUGUGGGCCAGCAAGGCCCUGACGGAUGCGUGCUACGACGCCUGCGCAGCCCGCCUGAUCGACGAGCUCGCCAAGGACUCGGCGGAUGGCGCUCCACGGUUGGCAGUCGUCUUUGCCUCCCACAACGUCGCCUCCGCACGCGCCGUCGUGGCACAGAUGCAGACCUGUGGCCUCGCCAGCUCGCCAAGCUCGCAGCCAGAGGACCAAGAGACCGAGUCACACGUCGUCGUGCUUCCGCACGUCCGCGGCCGGCUGGCCUUUGCGCAGCUCUACGGCAUGGCCGACGAGCUGACGCGCUUGCUGCUGCACACCUUCGCUGCACCCUCCCCUGCCGGUAUCAGCGACGUCUCGGCGACGCCACUGGUGCACAAGUACGUGCCCUGGGGCGCGCUCGACGACGUGCUGCCGUACCUUCUGCGCCGUGCGCAAGAGAACAGCAGUCUGUCGGCCGGCGCCCGCCGCGAGCGACAGCUCAUCUGGAGCGAGGCACGAUGGCGGAUG